CACACCUCCGGGGAGGAGCUGCGGUCGCUCGCAAACCCGGUUGCAAACCCGACUGGCAGCCGGAGUUUCCGCUCCACUCCUGGCGACAAGACAAGACGGAGAGCGCGCGGACAUGGCCCAGGCGCCACCCUCCCGCGCCCUGGAGCCCGAGCACGUCCAGCGGCUGCUGCACUCCUGCCUCGAGGCCAAGAAGUCGGCCUACUGCCCCUACAGCCGCUUCCCCGUGGGCGCCGCCCUCCUCACCGGGGACGGCAGGAUCUUCUCCGGGUGUAAUGUCGAAAAUGCCUGCUACCCGCUGGGCAUCUGUGCUGAACGGACUGCCAUCCAGAAGGCCAUCUCAGAAGGGUACAAGGACUUCAAGGCAAUCGCCAUUGCUAGUGACCUGCAGGAUGAGUUUAUCUCGCCGUGUGGAGCCUGCAGGCAAGUCAUGAGAGAGCCUCACAAAAUCCAAGAGAUCAAGGACUUUCUGCUCCCAGUCCAGCAAAAGGACACGAAGUCUGUCCAGAUCAAUAACAAGGAUAAUGUGAAGUUCAUGGUCCGGUGCAGCAGGGACCUCUACACCCUGGUCAUCACCAACAAGGAAGGCCAAGAAGCUGAGGCACUCAGCCCCAGGUGUGGAGUGACAGCGGAAAUGAACCUGGCUGGCUGA
Messenger RNA from Echinops telfairi (small Madagascar hedgehog), 649 nucleotides. RefSeq names its product cytidine deaminase (gene CDA). The transcript has 4 exons. The record is from RefSeq and is a predicted model, not a curated record. Gene Ontology annotation, cellular component: cytosol; ribosome. Lineage: Eukaryota; Metazoa; Chordata; Mammalia; Afrosoricida; Tenrecidae. Gene Ontology annotation, biological process: translation. Bases 113 to 649 code for a protein of 178 amino acids. Gene Ontology annotation, molecular function: zinc ion binding; structural constituent of ribosome; cytidine deaminase activity.